Theileria annulata is the source of this 786-nucleotide messenger RNA. Its product is annotated as ATP-dependent Clp protease proteolytic subunit, putative. Gene Ontology annotation, molecular function: ATP-dependent peptidase activity; ATPase binding; serine-type endopeptidase activity. The record is from RefSeq and is a predicted model, not a curated record. Gene Ontology annotation, biological process: protein quality control for misfolded or incompletely synthesized proteins. The transcript is spliced from 6 exons. Lineage: Eukaryota; Apicomplexa; Aconoidasida; Piroplasmida; Theileriidae. Bases 1 to 786 code for a protein of 261 amino acids. Gene Ontology annotation, cellular component: endopeptidase Clp complex.
AUGCCCAUUUUGAGAUUUGUUUUAAUUCUAUCGAGUUUAGUCAUACACCUAAGCGAAGAAUCGCUAGGAUUCCCCGAAAACAAUUUUUUGUAUAGAAGAAUCUCGACAAUUUUUAACAAAAACAAAAUAAUAAAGCCAAAAUUUAUAAACAAGGAAGGGGUAAUAGAUAGAAAAGGACCAGUUGCUGGAAAAAAAACUUUCUUUUUGACAAAUAAUAGUAAAAACAGUAAUACAACAAUAAAACCAACUAGAUUUUAUUCACAACUCUUAUCCUUACCAAAUUCAGGUGUGGCACAUUUAGUGAUAAGCCAGUUGCUGUAUUUGGACUACGAUUCACAAGAUAAGCCAAUAAAAAUAUAUAUAAAUUCUGAUAACGAACGCUCCAAUGAGGAUGGGAUUUCCACAUCUGAAAUCGAUGCACUGAAUAUAGUCGAUGUUAUGAAUUAUUUGAAAAACGAAGUUAUAACAAUAAACCUCGGAAAGGCAUAUGGUCCUGCAGCACUUAUUUUGGCAUCAGGAACACCAGGGAAGAGAUAUGUUCUUCCAAGAUCGUAUACACUGCUGAGACAGUCGCCCACAACUUUAUCGUUCAGGCAGGCUGAAGAUAUCGCUAUAUAUUCGAGGGAGAUUUUAAAGGCGAGGAGGUCAGUGAUCAAGGUUUUUUCAAAAGCCUGUAACAAGUCAGAGGAGGAAAUUUUAGAGAAAAUAAACGUCGGAGAUUACAUGGGCUCGCAGGAGACUGUUAAUUUUGGACUAGCAGAUAAAAUCCUAGAAAACAUCAACUAG